CGGUGUCAGCGCACCCUGCGGAGAUCUGCAUGUGCAGGGAGAAAAGGUUCUAUCUCAAACUAACUUUUCCUCUUGUGAACAUCGAGGUGGCAGUCCACUCUUGCAGUUGGGAAGAACACGGGACGUCGCGUGGACGUUUCGACAGAUUUCAGAUUCCGUGUAUCUGUAUUGAUUAUUGCACCGGCACAGCUUGGCGAGAAGUGAUUCCUCGAAGACCUGCUUUUCGCCGCUAGGACAGUGACUGCCGUAGUGUGAAGGAGGUGCCUGCCUAACACCUGGACUGAUCAUGGCGGCUAGUAAAUAUGGAAGAGUUCUCAUCCUGACCGCGAUUCUUGGGUCACUUCUUGUACAACUAACGGAUGCUCAAUAUUAUCCGUCAAACGAUCAUUCUGAUGAUGAGCUGAAGAGGUGGAAUGAUCUGCAGAAGAAGAAAUACCUCUAUGGUGCCAUCUUCGGUGCGGUUGGCUUGAUCGGCUUUGGCCUGACAAUGUGGUUAUGCCACUACUGCAGACAGCAGCAGCAUCGUCGGUCUGCACCACCGCAUGUCAGCAGUGCUGCGUGCUCCACCGCCGGUCCGUCCAAUAUGUCUCUGCAGCGAAGCGGCGCAUACCGACCGUUCCGCGACAGUGCUACGGAUGCCGAGAGUGGUGUUCGUAACCCAUUGGCUGAUGCCGACGACAUACUGGCAUUCUCACGCUCCCGGCAACCCGCCUACACGCCCACAGCACACCCAGUGACGGGAGAAAUCCCAACUGCUAUGCCUGUGCCAGGCCCUGAGACAAAUAGUGCGAGUAGUCCCACACCGAGUUCCUCCAUCUCCAUCACCGAUGAUGACGAGAGUGUGAAAGUACCCCUGAUGAAGGGAAACUGACGCUAUUGCGACUCUCCGUUCAACUCUCCGUAGCUGUAGGCACCAUAUAACCAGCCUCAUUGAAUUGAGAACACAACUGCCAUUGACUUCAAGCUGUGCCUGUCGUUAUAGGUGUUCCGAUUCUGGCUCAGCAAAGUCUUUCAAGUUGAACUAAGUUGCGUGGUUGGCUUAGCACAACACAAUUAC
This is a messenger RNA of Sycon ciliatum, 1057 nucleotides long. RefSeq lists its product as uncharacterized. The record is from RefSeq and is a predicted model, not a curated record. NCBI's taxonomy places the organism in Eukaryota, Metazoa, Porifera, Calcarea, Leucosolenida, Sycettidae. The transcript has 4 exons. The coding region runs from base 287 to 871 and encodes 194 amino acids.